CGGGGGCCAUGACCUCGGUGUGGAAGCGCCUGCAGCGCGUGGGCAAGCGGGCCGCCAAGUUCCAGUUCGUGGCCUGUUACCACGAGCUGGUGUUGGAGUGCACCAAGAAAUGGCAGCCAGAUAAGCUGGUGGUGGUGUGGACCCGGCGGAACCGACGCAUCUGCUCCAAGGCCCACAGCUGGCAGCCGGGCAUCCAGAACCCAUACCGGGGCACCGUGGUGUGGAUGGUACCUGAGAAUGUGGACAUCUCCGUGACCCUCUACAGGGACCCCCACGUGGACCAGUAUGAGGCCAAAGAGUGGACAUUUAUUAUUGAAAAUGAGUCUAAGGGGCAGCGGAAGGUGCUGGCCACGGCCGAGGUGGACCUGGCCCGCCAUGCAGGGCCCGUGCCUGCCCAAGUCCCGCUGAGGCUGCGGCUGAAGCCGAAGUCAGUGAAGGUGGUGCAGGCUGAGCUGAGCCUCACUCUUUCCGGGGUGUUGCUGCGGGAGGGCCGUGCCACGGACGAUGACAUGCAGAGUCUUGCAAGCCUCAUGAGUGUGAAGCCUAGUGAUGUGGGCAACUUGGAUGAUUUUGCUGAGAGUGAUGAAGACGAGGCUCAUGGCCCAGGAGCCCCCGAGGCCCGGGCUCAAGUCACCCAGCCAGGCCGGGGCGGUGCCCUGAGGCCGGGGCGUUUCCCAGAUCCCUCUCGAGAGCUGAAGACGCUUUGUGAGGAGGAGGAGGAAGGUCAAGGACGACCCCAGCAGACAGUUGCCAGCCCUUCUAAUGCUGAGGAUACCAGCCCAGCCCCUGCAACACCUGCCGUGGUCAGCUCCAGCCAGUCCCUGCUGGAGUGGUGCCAGGCAGUCACCGCUGGCUACCGUGGUGUUCGCAUCACCAACUUCACCACAUCCUGGCGCAACGGCUUGGCCUUCUGUGCCAUCCUGCACCGAUUCUACCCAGACAAGAUUGAUUAUGCCUCCCUAGACCCACUCAACAUCAAGCAGAACAACAACAGCUCCUUCUCGGUGGACGAUCCGGACGCCGGAGCCGCGGGAGCUGCGGGAGCUGCGGCUGCAGAAGGCCCAGCCCCUGACCCCAGCUCUGCCCUGGGCCCACCCACAGCUGCAGCCUCUCAACAGCCCCCUGGUGGGAGUCCCCUCUCGGAGGAGCCACCCCCAAGCCCAGGGGAGGAGGCUGGGCUGCAACGGUUCCAGGACACAAGUCAGUAUGUGUGUGCAGAGCUGCAGGCCCUGGAACAGGAGCAGAGGCAGAUAGAUGGGCGGGCGUCUGAGGUGGAGACGCAGCUGAGGAGCCUUAUGGAGUCAGGUGCCAACAAGCUGCAGGAGGAGGUGCUGAUCCAGGAGUGGUUCACCCUGGUCAACAAGAAGAACGCUCUUAUCCGGAGGCAGGACCAGCUGCAGCUGCUCAUCGAGGAGCAGGACUUGGAGCGAAGGUUUGAGCUGCUGAGCCGCGAGCUGCGGGCCAUGCUGGCCAUCGAAGACUGGAAGAAAACGUCCGCACAGCAGCACCGAGAGCAGCUCCUGCUGGAGGAGCUGGUGUCGCUGGUGAACCAGCGUGACGAGCUGGUCCGGGACCUGGACCACAAGGAGCGGAUCGCCCUGGAGGAGGACGAGCGCCUGGAACGCGGCCUGGAACAGCGGCGCCGCAAGCUGAGCCGGCAGUUGAGCCGGCGGGAACGCUGCGUGCUGAGCUGAGGCCACCGGCCUGGGUGGUCCAUAAUUUCUCGCGCCCCCGGCGUCCGCCGCUGCCCUGGGCCUGCGCUGCGGAGGACCCGGCUGUCCCGGAUACCGCACGCGUGUCCGCUAGGGGCCGCCGGCGCGCUUCCCGGGACGGGGCAGGGCGGAUCCUCGACCCCACGGGCGGGGCGGCCGCCGUAUUUAUUUGUCACCGAGUGUGUGUGUGCGCUCGCGGCGGUGCGGGGUCCUCCCCGACGGCACGGCCGGGCCGGCAGCCUCGGGGAGAGGGAUGCCUGGGCACUGCCGCCCCUCGCCGGCUUGCCCUCCUGUUCUCCAGAGCAAUAAAGUUGGACGAGGCUACCCCA
Mandrillus leucophaeus (drill) is the source of this 2041-nucleotide messenger RNA. It is a transcript of the gene EHBP1L1, whose product is annotated as EH domain binding protein 1-like 1. Bases 9 to 1694 code for a protein of 561 amino acids. The transcript is spliced from 19 exons. Gene Ontology annotation, molecular function: protein binding. The record is from RefSeq and is a predicted model, not a curated record. NCBI's taxonomy places the organism in Eukaryota, Metazoa, Chordata, Mammalia, Primates, Cercopithecidae.